Messenger RNA from Bursaphelenchus xylophilus (pine wood nematode), 4345 nucleotides. NCBI's taxonomy places the organism in Eukaryota, Metazoa, Nematoda, Chromadorea, Rhabditida, Aphelenchoididae. The record is from the annotation of a GenBank genome assembly.
AUGCUUCGACAACGACUUCCAGUCCUAACCACCAAGAGAUUCAAUGGAAAUUUCGUCAAAGCCGCUGGUUUUGACGAAAAGACGAAAGACAAAGAGUACGGGUCGAGGCCGUUGUUGAUUCGAGACGAAAUGAAUGCGUUGACCUAUGAAGGAGUUAAUUUGAGGGUUGGGCAGUACGCAAACUUGCUCAGCAGCAAGUACGGACUCGGUGUAGGUUCAUUUGAUAUUGUACUUGAAGUUUAGACGAUAUUGCACUUGAAACUGGUGUAAAAUGGAAGCUGAUAAGCUAAAAACGAAGUCAGAGCUAUCCUCUAACUUUUAUAACGAGCAAUUGCUUUUUUACACGUAUUUUUUCAUCAAAUUCGUUAAAACUAUCUUGUCCAUCAAGUGCAAUAUAAAUUUUGGCCAUUUCAGAAAGGAGACCGACUGCUAUCGAGAACCACGAAAACAGUAGAUACUGUAGCCUUAUAUCUCGCUACUCUCAGACUUGGAGCCAUCUACAUUCCUCUCAAUCCGGAUUAUACGACGAAAGAAACGACCCACUUUGUGAAUGUAAGUCAAAACAUUUUUCGAUUAUUUUUCUGGUGUUUAGGAUGGAGAGCCUAAAGUCUUGGUCUCCUGUGAAGCCCAGAACGAUAAAGUCUUCGAAGACAAAGGAGCUCGAGUUGUUGAUGAGAAAGAGCUGGCCAAGGAGGCGAAUUCCCAAAAGCCCGCAUUGGAGGUGGAGAAUGUCAGUCAAGACGAUGUUGCGACAAUUCUAUACACUAGCGGGACUACUGGUGAGCUUUAUUAGCUACUUUGAACGUUGAGGCGUCUAUUAGAAAAAGAAUUGGGCUGUUUUACAUUGUUUUAGAUUGAUUUUUUUCAAUUUUGGCAUCACAUGGCAUAGAUAAUAUAAUUUUUUGCUCAAAACUUACUUUUCUUUUAUUCUUUUUGUUUCCAGGUCUUCCCAAAGGAGCCAUGUUGACUCACAGAUGUCUUCAAGCGAACGGCGAGGCGCUGGCGGACUUGUGGAGGUUCACCAAGGACGAUGUUCUUCUUCAUCAGCUCCCCUUCUAUCACAUUCACGGAAUGUGCAUUACUUUCAGCACAACCUUGAUGAGCAAGUCCUCGACCAUCUUCAGACCCAAAUUCGAUGUCGAUGACGCUUGCCAUUGGAUGCCAAAGUCGAGUAUUUACGUCGGAGUCCCGACUUAUUACACGUAAGUGAUCUUGGAUUUUUUUUUGAUUUUUAGAUUCCUAAAUCACUGAUUCUAUCGGAUUAUUGAGCUUCAUAUGACAGAUUAUGAUAUAGUUUUUCAAUUUUAGCCGAUUGAUGGCUGAUACGAACAAGUUCAACAAGGAGGUUUUCAAAAAUAUCCGAGUUUUCAUCUCCGGAUCAGCGCCAUUGACUCCGGCGACGUGGAAUGGGUUCAAAGAACAUACCGGACAUCCGAUCCUGGAACGUUAUGGCAUGAGUGAAAGUAAGGAUCUUAAUUUGGCUGUUUUUUAAGGAAAAAUUUUUAAAAAAGUACCAUGUAUAAUAUAAAUUUGUUGCCAAAAAUGGCUGGAAAUUUGAUUGCCACUCUGAAUAGGUUUGAGAAUGAUAGAGGAUGAAUGAUUUUUUGAUUUUUUCACUUUUGGACAUUGUUUUAGACGGAAAAAAACAUUAUGCCAAAAAUGGCGGGAAUUUGAAUUUUUAAAUUUCCCAAUACCGUAGAAAGUGGGCCUAUAGGCUUACUAGAUAAUUGAUGGUGUUUUUUUCACGUUUUGACAUUGUUUUAGACGGUAAAAACAUAAUGCCAAGAAAGGCGGGAAUUUGAAUUUUUGAAUUUCCUAAUACCGUAGAAAGUGGGUUAUAGGCUUACUAGAUAAUUGAUGGUGUUUUUUCUUACGUUUUGACAUUGUUUUAGACGGUAAAAACAUAAUGCCAAAAAAGGCGGGAAUUUGAAUUUUUGAAUUUCCUAAUACCGUAGAAAGUGGGUUUAUAGGCUUACUAGAUAAUUGAUGGUGUUUUUUCUUACGUUUUGACAUUGUUUUACAAGGGAUCGGCAAAUAGUUGUACCCUGCUUUCUUAACGAAACCUAUAUCAUUUGAAAGAGCAUUAAAAAUAGUUCACAGCGCAAAAAGAAUUAGCUGCCUAAAUUCACUUUGGACAAACUUAUGGCCAAAAUACAGAUUUUAGCCUAAUUUCCACCUCGCUUUAUAAGCUCUCGGAACGGGAACAGAGUUGUGUCCAGUUGGCCGAGUGGUAGUGGGCCCACUUCCGGCGCGGCGAGUCCUGGUUUCGAAUCCGGUCUUUGUAAAAAUUUUGCGCUUCGUCUCUUAUAUGCCACAAAACCAUGGUAUGUUGACAUUUUUUAAUAAUUUUUGUUCCUCUGCAGACAAAAUCCAUGGUUAUGCAAUUUUUCUGAGUUUUUGAAUUUUUUUGAAACGACCACAAAUUUGAUGGUGAUGAGAGUGGGUAUGUCACUAUCGUAUAAUUACAAGGGUGUUGUGCCAGUAACCUGACCGAUUAUAAUUACUGGAGGAUAAUUCAAUUUACAAGGGCCUAUAAAUAUACAUUUUUUCGAAAAAAUACGAAGAUAAAAUUGUAAAAUCGGCCAAAGACACUAUUGCUGACACAGUGGACCAACCAUUCAUUUCCUAGCAUUGGUAAGGCUAGGACAUAAGAAAUUUUCGAUUUUGAAAUUUUCGUUUGUGAAUGACCACGACGAUCAUAUAAAUGUAUUUCCAAAGCUUUUUGCUCCAAUUUUCCCCUUAACCUAGUUUUAUUUACAAUUUACUGUAACUAGCAGUAAUGUCUAAUAACAUAUAACCGAGGAUUGGUAAAGCCAUAAAACGACCGUGAUAGACGUUUUUGGAUACCAGGAAAUUAAUAAAGACGAUUUCAAACCGCCAGUAUUACUGUAAUAUAAGGAACCGGCGUUUUGGCCGCAUAUAACCCCUUUCAAAAAGCGGUCGUAUCUAUGCCCUAAGGUAAUUUAGGCAGCUAAUUUUUUUUGCGGUGUGUACUAUUUUUAAUGCUCUUUCAAAUGAUACAUGUUUCGUUAAGAAAGCAGGGUACAACUAUUUGCCGAUCCCUUGUUAGACGGUAAAAACGUUAUGCCAAAAACGGCGGGAAUUUGAAUUUUUAAAUUUCCUAAUACCAUAGAAAGUUGCGAGAAAGGCUUAGUAGACAAUUAAUGGUAUUUUUUCACUUUCAGACAGUGUUUUAGACGGUUAAAACAUAAUGCCAAAAAUGGCGGGAAUUUGAAUUUCUUAGUCUGAUGGGUUGGGGAAAGCACUAUAAAUGAUGAAUUAUGUGUUUAAAAAGUGUUUAUUUAUUUGUUCCAACAAUUCUGGGCUAUUUCCGACGCCUCGAACGGAAUGCCAAAAAUGGCGGGAAUUUGAAUUUUUUAAUUUCCUAAUACCGUAGAAAGGGGCCUGUAGGCUUAAUAGAGAAUUAAUGGUAUUUUUCACAGCCUUGGCAUCCAUUUCGAACCCGUACGAGCCCGAGAAACGCGUCCCCGGCUCGGUUGGAGUGCCCGUCCCGGGAAUGUCGGUGCGCCUCGGCGAGAAUGACGUCAUUGAAGUGAAAGGUCCAUCCGUAUUCAAAGGAUAUUGGAAGUUGCCGGAGAAAACGAAGAGCGAAUUCACCGCCGACGGCUACUUCAAAACCGGCGAUGUUGGGCAGGUCGACGAAAAUGGAUACUAUCAUAUUAUGGCCAGAGAAAAGGACAUGGUCAUCUCGGGAGGGUUCAAUGUCUAUCCAAAGGAACUCGAGGACACCAUCGACACGAUGAAGUUGGUCAAAGAGGCUGCGGUGAUCGGUAGGACGAGAAUUUUGAGGUUGAUAUUGUAGUAGUGGGAUCAAAAAAAAUUAGUGUAAUGUGGAGAUGAGUGGGUAAAUAGGGUAGACAAUAAUUUUAUGAGGUGUUUUAGAUGCUGAGAGUUUAAUUUUAUCAAGUUUUGACCGAAAUAUCGCAAAAAAUUUUUGAUGGUUUUGUCAUGGAUAAUAUAAUUUUUUCUUUCUAAAGGGCUAAAAUUAAGUCAAAUUGGUUAGUUAGUAUUGUAAGAGUAAUUCUAUGAUCAAUUGCGCUGAUUUGGAACGAAAAAAAUGGAUUUUGGACCUAAUUUUAGACACUAAUUUUUAGGCGUUCCCCACCCCGAUUUUGGCGAAGGUGUGGUCGCGGUUUGUGUCCCACUCCCCGGCACCAACAACGAAGAAACGGCCAAGAAAUUGAAGGCCGAACUCAAGACCCGGCUCGCCAAUUACAAACGCCCCAAGAAGUACAUCUUUGUGGAGGAGUACCCGAGAAAUUUCAUCGGAAAAAUCCAGAAAAACAAGCUCAGAGAGCAGUAUAAGGACCUGUUCAAGGCCUAA